Durio zibethinus is the source of this 1372-nucleotide messenger RNA. Its product is annotated as 2-alkenal reductase (NADP(+)-dependent)-like. Lineage: Eukaryota; Viridiplantae; Streptophyta; Magnoliopsida; Malvales; Malvaceae. Gene Ontology annotation, biological process: response to oxidative stress. Gene Ontology annotation, molecular function: 2-alkenal reductase [NAD(P)H] activity. The record is from RefSeq and is a predicted model, not a curated record.
UUAAAGUACUAAAACCUGUAUGAGUGGGCAAGAUACAAUUUAAUGACCCUUUCUAAUUUUCCAUAAUUGAUGCCUAUCAAAUCUUUACUUUAACAUCCCAUUCUUCUUUUCCACCCUUUCACAUACCAAAAUAUCUGCUUUCACUUUACUUUUUCAACAAUUAAUUUUCUUAACAUCACCUCAUCCUGUCAGGCUGUCACUGCCACCUUCACUCAUUUCUUCUUCUGUUUAGAGUUCUUCGGUCUUGGGUAUCUUGGCUUCUUCAUUGUGAAGUCUUCAGUUUUGUUUCAGCUGAGAAUAAUGGCUGGUGAUGACGUGGUAAGGAACAAACAGGUGAUAUUGAAGAACUAUGUGACUGGGGGUUUGCCCAAGGAAUCAGACAUGGAAGUAAGAGAAAGUAGCAUUCUACUGAAGUUGCCAGAGGGUACUCGAGAUGCAAUUUUGCUCAAGAAUCUCUACUUGUCUUGUGAUCCUUACAUGAGAAAUCGCAUGAAGAAGGCUGAAACUUCUUCAUAUGUGGAUUCGUUCCAGACUGGCUCACCUAUAAUUGGUUAUGGAGUGGCCAAAGUUCUGGAUUCUACUCAUCCAGAUUUCAAAAACGGCGAUUUGGUUUGGGGGAUAACUGGUUGGGAAGAGUAUAGUCUCAUAAUAGCACCAGAUCGUUUGUUCAAAAUUCAACACACAGAUGUUCCUCUUAGCUACUACACUGGACUUCUUGGUAUGGCUGGUAUGACUGCUUAUGCUGGUUUUUAUGAGGUUUGCUCCCCGAAAAAAGGAGAAUACGUCUAUAUAUCAGCAGCAUCUGGAGCAGUUGGUCAGCUCGUUGGGCAGUUUGCAAAACUGUUAGGCUGCUAUGUUGUUGGAAGUGCUGGCAGCAAAGAGAAAGUUGAAUUGCUGAAGAAUAAGUUUGGGUUUGAUGCGGCUUUCAACUAUAAGGAAGAGCCAGACUUAGAUGCUGCUUUGAAAAGGUACUUUCCAGAUGGCAUUGAUAUUUACUUUGAAAAUGUGGGGGGAAAGAUGCUGGAUGCAGUGCUGCUCAACAUGAGGAUCCAUGGUCGUAUUGCUGCCUGUGGAAUGAUCUCUCAGUACAACAAUGAGCAGCCUGAAGCAGUGCACAACUUGAUGCAUAUCGUGGCGAAACGGGUUCGCAUGGAAGGAUUUCUGGUAGGUGAUUUCUAUCACCUCUAUCCCAAGUUCCUAGAAAUGGUUAUACCUUGCAUCAAAGAAGGGAAGAUAACAUAUGUUGAAGACAUAGCAGAAGGUCUUGAGAGUGCUCCAGCAGCACUUAUUGGCCUCUUCACUGGUCGCAAUGUUGGGAAACAGUUAGUUGUACUCUCCCAUGAUUGAUAUAAGCUGUACUACAACUUUUUUA